AUAUGCUUACAGCUAUCCUUAUUGGUGCCCUGAUCGCAGUCUCCUGGGCUGACGAGACUUACGAUGAUCCAAACACCUUGCCAAAUAGACAAACUAUGGUCCAUCUCUUCGAGUGGAAGUGGAAUGAUAUAGCUAAGGAAUGUGAAGACUUUCUGCAACACUACGGAUAUGGAGCAGUUCAGAUCUCGCCACCCAUGGAACAUCUCUGGAUAGUCAAAAAUAAUGGGGUACCUUGGUGGGUCCGAUACCAACCUGUCAGCUACAAACUGCAGAGUAGAAGCGGUUCUCGUUCAGAAUUCAUCAGCAUGGUUGAGAGAUGUAAUAAAGUCGGUGUCAGGAUCAUAGUAGACGGUGUCUUCAACCACAUGGUUGGUGUCGGUCAGAAGAAGGGUGCGUACAACGUCAAGUCUUCAGGUGAUUCCGACUUUGAUGGCACCGAUGGAGUUGAAAAUUUCCCAGGCGUUGGGUACACGAAAGAUCAUUUUGAUGACUGGCGAUGUCACGGAGAUAUCAAUCGCGGAGACUACCAAGGAAGUGCUGAAAGAGUUAGAAACUGCCGUCUUACUGGCCUUCUAGACUUAAAUCAGGGGCACGAAUUUGUGCGCAAAAAGGUCAUAGCGUACAUGAAUGAACUGAUUGACAUUGGCGUGGCUGGAUUCCGACUUGACGCAUCAAAACAUAUGUGGCCGGCAGAUCUGAAAGCAAUUGUUGACGGCGUUAAAAAUGUUCGUAGCGAUAUUUUUGGUGCCAACAAACGACCAUUUAUUGUCCAUGAGGUAAUAGAUCGCGGUGGUGAAGCAGUUAAAUGUAAUGAAUAUAUUGACAUUGGACGUUACACAGACUUCAACUACGGAUCAACGGUGGCAAAGGCAGCGUGGAAACAGAUCGAUUUCAGUGACAUGAGGUACUUCGGAAAGGGUUACGGCUAUGGCAACCUUGACAGCCACGACGUCUUAGCCUUCAUUGACAACCACGACAACCAACGUGAUUCCAGCCCCUACGUACCAACAUACAAGAGUGGAGAUCAAUAUGCAAUGAGCGUUGGUUUUAUGCUCGCCUGGAAUUACGGUUACCCCAGAGUCAUGAGCAGCUACUACUUUUCAUACAGCGAUCAAUCACCACCUGCUGGAUCUAACUAUGCGACCACAAGUCCAGUCAUUAACCAGCAGUACAAAACAUGUGAAGAAAGUUCUGGAUGGGUAUGCGAACACCGUUGGUAUGCAAUCCGAGGUAUGGCAAGAUUCCGACAAGAAGUUACUGGAACUGGAGUUGACAACGAGAAAUACGAACAACAUCGUUUGGCUUUCGGGCGGGGAGGCAAAGGUUACUUCGCACUGAACAAUGGCUACGGAGUUUGGUCAUUUACCGCUUCAACUGGAAUGCCAGCAGGAACAUACUGCGAUGUCUGGACUGGUGAGAAAAAGAACAAUGCAUGUACUGGCGUUACCGUCACCGUACAAAGCAAUGGUAAGCUUUCUCAACACAAAAGACAAAAUAAAAUGAGCGUAAAAUGAGU
Messenger RNA from Enterobius vermicularis (human pinworm), 1516 nucleotides. Lineage: Eukaryota; Metazoa; Nematoda; Chromadorea; Rhabditida; Oxyuridae. The record is from the annotation of a GenBank genome assembly.